CUCCGUGGCGCAAGUUGCUGCUCCAUAACUGCGGAGCAAAGAUGCUUCACGAGGUGAUCAUGAGCAGUUGUGGUUACUGUACAGUACUAAGCACACGCCUAAACCUAACGCUCCAUCAUCGAUUUGACCGCGUCAACAUCGGACUACUGCGCAGUCGUCUGCUCCGUCGUCGACCUGCUUAAAUCCUGAACCCCACCUCCUUCGAUCGUCGACACCCGCGGCAGAGUUCGCAAUUUGCCGCUCCGCAGACGUGACGACAACGGGCCCAUCGUCGAGAUCUUGACACUUGGGGUGCGAUUCUUUGCGAAAUGUCGCCUUUUUGCGCACCACGAAGCUGCCACAUGGCACGGCGUCGAGGUGUCGAGGUGCAAGGUGUGAUGCGCUGAUUGGCGACACCCAGUGUGUCGUCGUCGUCGUCGUCUGCCCGAGUAUGCGUGUAUCUCAGCGAUAUCAUGUAGACGAUCGGAAGGCGAGUGUGUUGUACAGACCCACUCAGCCGGUGGAUGGAGUGCCAGAUCUGUAGAGCUCGAGGGUGGUGACGGGUUGCUUGACUUACGGUGCUUCUCACGACCACCGCGCCUUUCGAUUACAGUUGGACCAACUUCACUCGUGGAUUUCGUUUCACACUCGCCCAUCGCAUCGUUCAGUCUGUAAUGAGUGCGCGUUCACUCGAAACGAUCGGUCUGACAACAACUACAGUAUUCGUGAUCUCGAUCGCUCCUCGCUUGUGCAAGUAGAAGCCUGGAAUCUUCGAGAGGAUAAAGAAUAUUUCCAUAUUUAUGAUAUGCGCUUUGAGAUCGACGUCGCGCCGGUAGAGAUUCAGCACAUGAGAGGAGAAUGGACUCAAUUCACUCCAAGUGGAUGCCAAAUCAAAAGAGGCGGAUCUUGACAGAUGGUGGAGCCGACGACGACGGAUAGCAUUUCCACGGCUUCGACUGGGCCAUUGCGAUUUGAAAUCGUCAGAAAGUAAAUCUCAGAAUAUAAGAAAUAUGAGCAACGACGAGACCUGUGAUGACGCUGACAGCACCACGACCAUAUUUUCCACUUCCAGCCAAGGAUCAGCAUUGUCCUUAAUUUCGAGAAAUAGUGCAGAGCUAUUGAAGCUGAAGCAAGAGAUUGACACCAACAUGCAGGAUCCGAGGACAGAGGCGCUUGCACUCGUUAACAAUCUUCUGGAGCAAAGACAAACCGCUGUACGCUUGCUUGAAGAUAUUUCAAAUCGACCUACUCCAGAACCAUAUGUGGCUCCGGCACUAAGGACUCCGCAGUCCUUAGUGCAAGAAGAGAGUACCGAACCAGUAGCAGAAGAAGAGGAGAUGAAACCUGAGGAAUCAAGCAUUCAAAUGAGCUCCAAGGAGUUUUUCCGCAGGAUAAGGCAGCGGUUAAGCAAGAAAGAGUUCAAGGCGUUCGUACGGAACAUGAAGGAGCUUAAUACCCUUCGAGAAGAACGAGUGAGGAGAAAAUACGUUUCGAUCAUGCAUCCGUUGCCUUUCAGUUGCUGGCCAAAAAUCCAGAUAGACCCUGGAGACUGGGAAAAUGUUGUAGCAACUUCUUAACUUGUACUCCAAAGACACUAUUGUACUAUAGUCAUUGAUCGAUGAGCAUUGCCAAUGUCGAUGAAGCAGAUUCUAGAGUUGAAAGAAGUUAUUUGGAUUCUUCAUCACUGGUUUACUUCCCUCUUAAACAUGGUCUUCGAAUGGCUCUCCUUUGUAUAGAUCAAAUGCGUAUUAUGAUAAGUGUACAGUCCACCCAACCGAUUCAGCAAUUUAAUACUCAAAAUUAAUAAAGGAAUCAGAAACAGAAGAUUAUAUACUGAU
Messenger RNA from Marchantia polymorpha subsp. ruderalis, 1817 nucleotides. The record is from the annotation of a GenBank genome assembly. Lineage: Eukaryota; Viridiplantae; Streptophyta; Marchantiopsida; Marchantiales; Marchantiaceae.